AGAGAUUUAACGUUGACUGCGCUUUUCUUUGAGCGUCGGACCAGACGAUUUUAUUUGAACGUGUUUACUCGAUCGAUCGCCAUCUUUCUAUUGAAGCUGACGGAGUGACUACAUUCGACGGGAGCCUGUUCGUCAUUGCGGUUUCGGAUUAAAGUGAAUUCAACCUCAAAAGCAGCCACCCCUUCAGGAUAUGGAUAUAGGGGUUGUUAUCUCUGCGGUUUUACUCGGUCUGGUUUGCCUAUAUCAAACCGGAAAUGGGGAUGCUUCGAGGGUGGAGAGGCAGAUUUUAUAUCCGCCACCCAUUGUCUUUUACAAUGGUGGGACUUACAAGCUCAUCUUAGGCGUAGCUGUACCCAUAUCAAUCCGUGGUAGACUUCUGUCUGUUGGUCAUAACAUUCAAUUUCAAUAUCCACUGCCACGGAACGCCUCAUAUUUUACAAACUACUUUGACUCGGUGUCGACGAGGCGUCGGCGUCGGUCAAUGAAGGACGAGAGAUCGAUGAUCUAUCGUUAUAUGGAGAACGAGAUAGAGAGAUGGGGUGCCAACGGUAAGGACUGCCUGAUGAGAAGCAUAUGCGAGGCUGCCGAGACUCCACUAAGGGAUGAAGGUCUGGUCGGCGAACUUCUUCACGUUCUGCUGACACCCAACUACGGUGGCGACUCUUCGGCAGGGGAUGAUUAUCUGGUAGCACACGAGGCUGGUCUUCGAGGGGAUGAUUGCCGAAGGAUCUACCCCUCCUGUCCAGAUGGAUACGGUGUCCUCGAUAAUAUCAGUAAGGUCCUUGGUCCCGGAUAAGAAAAAGACAAUGGAGUCCGGAAGAAUUUUUCAAGCAAACAAAAAUAAAGAAAAAAAAUCCUCCCCUAUAAUUUUUCUUCUACAUCUCAACCUUACCAACGCCAUGGUAAUUAAUGUUAAAAUUAUUAUUAAAUGCUCGUGAAUAAUAAUUUGCUAAUCAAGUCUGACUCAGUUUUAACUAUUUCCACUUAGAUCAUCAUGUCUGAUCAUUAAUGUCCCUCUCCACUGUAUCUAAGCCUAUUAUAUCCCAGCAACCCUUCAGGACGAACUAUCAUCCCCUUAGAAAGUUCCUUUUCUCAAGAUUGGUACCCAUAUCGGUAUACUGUCUCCAGGGAUUCCUGGCUCCAAGAAUUAAAUCACUUUUCGGAAUUGACGUCAUUCGUCUUGAAAUUAACGAGUCUGUUUCAGCUAACUCACAGACCCUACUCCGGACUUUAACCCAGGACUAAGAUACCCCGCUGCCACAGUGUAAAAGGACGCGUUAGGUGAAACAGCCUGUGUAUUUGUCUCGUAUUCCCUCCUCUCCUCCUCUGCCAUUCUCUCUCACUCUAUGCCAUAAUCAUAUUACCCACAACUCGUAUAUACCUACUAUACCGGGUGUCUAAUGAGAACGAACGACAGGACCAUCCAC
This is a messenger RNA of Cephus cinctus (wheat stem sawfly), 1427 nucleotides long. RefSeq lists its product as uncharacterized. Bases 191 to 796 code for a protein of 201 amino acids. NCBI's taxonomy places the organism in Eukaryota, Metazoa, Arthropoda, Insecta, Hymenoptera, Cephidae. The transcript is spliced from 6 exons. The record is from RefSeq and is a predicted model, not a curated record.